GUUCAGUGUGACAGCCCCUCAAACUUCUCUCCGCGUUUGCAACAUAUGCCAUUAACCUACAUGGGACAGAAGUAUUGCUGAACGACGGGGUGGGUGUACGACUGACAGGAGGAACUUUUUUGAAUGAGUUGUCCGAGUUGUCUUUUUUAAAUGUGAUUUACGCAUCUGAAUUUGCCGCUGCCGUGCGCGAGAUGUUUGGAUUUCCUCUCGUGGACGAAGUUUUGUUUGGACAGUUAUGAUCUCCCCUUCUGAUAGGAAUCAACUUGUUAAACCUAAAUUGUGGUAGUAGCACAUGUUAUGCGCAAAGCAGAAGACGAAAGUUUUGGGAAUUGUCUUUUGGGUUCUGUUUUCUAUACUCGCCUAAGUGAGUGAUGAUUGAUUCGGAUGUGUCAGCACCGCCGAGCGCUCAUCCGCGCAGUCCAUCGUCCUGAAGGUCGACAAAGUAAGAAACCACCUGUUGCGAAUGCUUUCAAAAACUUCCCACGGAUAUAACAUGCCCAAAGGAGACUGCCACUCGAGAAAAUAUAUACAUAUGGUAGUGUAAAUAAAUGUGGAUUAUGUUGCCAUGGUGGCAAGAGUUAAAAUGAGGAGUCUUGACCAACAGUUGGUGCUCUCAGAAUGGCUCGUGAGGAUUCGGUAAAAUGCUUGCGCUGCCUGCUCUACGCUCUCAAUUUACUCUUCUGGCUGAUGGCCGUCUGUGUGCUGGGUGUGGCGGCCUGGCUCAGAGAUUACCUGAACACUGUGCUUACUCUGACUGCAGACACCAGGCUGGAGGAGGCUGCAGUUCUGACCUAUUCUCCGGUGGUGCAUCCCGUCAUUAUAGCCGCAUGUUGUUUCCUCAUCAUCGUAGCCAUGGUGGGAUACUGCGGGACUCUCAAAUGCGACCUCCUGCUUCUGUCCUGGUAUUUUGGCUGCUUGCUGGUGAUCUUCUGUGUUCAGCUGGCCAGUGGGGUGUGGACGUACGAUGAGCCUGCAGUGCAAAGGGCAGACAUGAUUAGCCUGAAGUCCCGGAUGCCCAACUAUGGUCUGCAGCGAUACCAGUGGCUCACACACGCCUGGAAUGCCUUCCAGUCGGAGUUUAAGUGCUGCGGGGUCAUCUACUUCACUGAUUGGCUGGAGAUGACGGAGAUGGAGUGGCCACCUGACUCCUGUUGCUCCAAUCAGUAUCCAGGCUGUGCUCGCCACGCCCACUACCGCGACCUCAGUGACCUCCACCAGGAAGGCUGCGGUCCAAAGAUGUACAGUUUCAUCCGCGGCACCAAGCAGCUGCAGGUGUUGCGUUUCCUGGGUGUGUCCAUCGGCGUGGCCCAGAUCCUGGCGAUGACCCUUACGCUCACACUCCUCUGGGCGCUGUACUACGACCGCAAGCCGCCCGACCCCCCCGCCGCCAUCGCACCGACUGAUGCCGCCCCUGCUGGCGCCACUGCCAGUGACCCCCAUGCGCUCUGUCUGGGGGUGGUGUCGGACGAUGCCCCCAAAAUGGGUCACCUGCGGCCCCACGAGGCUUGGGCUGGACAGAGCGCCCAGCUCAACGGACACACACAGUUGGAGAUGGAGCAGUUGUCAUAGCGACGAGCCUGGACCCCCCACAGGAAACGAAACUCUCAGUGGGCGAGAAGGGGACCGGACCACCUGACCCCGCAUGGUUGCCACAGAGGGGAGAAAGGUGGCAGGGAGCAAAGAAGGGCAGACCAUACGGACUAGUUAGUGCACACUAUGCAGACUAGUUAGUGCACACCAUACGGACUAGUUAGUGCACACUAUGCAGACUAGUUAGUGCACACCAUACGGACUAGUUAGUGCACACUAUGCAGACUAGUUAGUGCACACCAUACGGACUAGUUAGUGCACACCAUACGGACUAGUUAGUGCACACUAUGCAGACUAAUUAGUGCACACUAUGCAGACUAGUUAGUGCACACCAUACGGACUAGUUAGUGCACACCAUGCGGACUAGUUAGUGCACACCAUACGGACUAGUUAGUGCACACCAUGCGGACUAGUUAGUGCACACUAUGCAGACUAAUUAGUGCACACCAUACGGACUAAUUAGUGCACACUAUACAGGCUAGUAAGUGUAUACUAUGCAAUCCAAUUAGUGCACAGGUUUAGGGAUGCACCACUAGAAAAGAAGGGAUAGAGUGAAUGAAAGAAAGCAUGACAGAGAGAGGGAUGGUGGGAAUUCCUCAUGUUUAUUCUGUUUUCCCCUUUUUAUGAGUGGCAC
Molecule: messenger RNA, 2224 nt
Organism: Alosa alosa (allis shad)
Lineage: Eukaryota; Metazoa; Chordata; Actinopteri; Clupeiformes; Clupeidae
Gene: tspan12
Product: tetraspanin 12
Exons: 8
Coding region: 619-1569 (316 amino acids)
Cellular component (GO): membrane
Source: RefSeq, a predicted model, not a curated record